Porites lobata is the source of this 5397-nucleotide messenger RNA. The record is from the annotation of a GenBank genome assembly. Lineage: Eukaryota; Metazoa; Cnidaria; Anthozoa; Scleractinia; Poritidae.
GUAUUUACGUCAAAGUCACGCGAUAUGGCCGAAUUAUCGUUAAUAGUUUCUUUCCUCUUCCUAUCAUUAAUUAUAAGCGUGGCAGCUAUGGCGGAGGAUCCAAACGAGUUCUUCUAUGGUGAAUUUCCCGAAGAUUUCAUGUGGGGAACGUCGACUUCGGCCUACCAAAUCGAAGGCGGGUGGAAUGCAGAUGGCAAAGGUCCUAGUAUUUGGGAUAAAUUCACGCAAGCCGGUGGGAAUACUUUUAAGAACCAAACAGGAGACAUAGCUUGCAAUUCGUACCACAAAACCGACGAAGACGUAAAGCUGUUGAAAAAUCUCGGUGUAGGCUAUUACAGGUUCUCGAUAUCGUGGCCCAGAGUGUUGCCCAAAGGAACUGUUGAUCAAGUGAACCAUGCCGGAGUUGAAUACUAUAACAAAUUGAUCGACUCGCUGUUAGAGAACAACAUCACCCCCAUGGUGACCUUGUAUCACUUUGAUCUACCUCAAGUGUUACAAGACAAGUAUGAUGGCUGGUUGAGCCCAGAUUUGGCCGAUAUUUUCAAUGAUUACGCUAGAUUUUGUUUUGAAACAUUCGGGGACCGAGUCAAGUGGUGGAUAACAAUAAACGAGCCUUGGGAGGCGGCACUGUUAGCGCAUGGCUUCGGAAUGACUCCCCCAGGAAAGAAAGAACUUCGCUCAACCGUUUACAAAGGUAACUACAACCGAUUGGUUAUAUUUUUUUUUCACAUGUAAACAGUUCUAAAUUAUUUCAAAUCCAUGACCGACGAGAAAAACAGAUUUUAAAAAAAUGUAAAUACAGGAAGAGCCAAAGGAAGAGAUGUAUUCGUGCUCAGCACGAAAAUGCCGGUGGGUCACGCACGCUUCGACACAGAAGCGAGGGAGCCACGAGAGAGUGCGCGCGUCGCCUUUCGCGUGCCACUCGCGCGUGACUUAACAUGAUAUCUCCCAAAUGCAGAGUUUACUUGCGAGAAAACAAAAAUUUGGUUUUAUCAACUGAUUUUGUAAAGUGAAUUUAAACCUUCACUGCGAUUGAAAAGGCUCGCCCACAGGGCUUUGCGCUUAAGCCCUACGGACGAGGUCGUGGCGUUUCGCGUGUUCGAGGGCCAGUCAUUUAUCAGAGAAAAUCCCCUAGCCCUAGCGCUAGACGCCCUAGCCUAGCCCUGAUAAUUGGGUGAUAAACGCUGUAAAAUGAUUUAAUAUGGUUUAUUUAUUCAUCUAUUUUCUUGCUAGUUUCUUAUGUCAUGCUUCUUGCUCAUGCCAAAGCAUGGCACACCUACGAUAAUGAAUUCCGUCCCACGCAGCAUGGGAAAGUGUCAAUAAUUCUAAACGUGCAGUGGGGGGAACCCAAGACGAACACGCAAGCUGACAUAGACGCUGCUGAACGGAGUCUUGAGUGGUGGCUCGGAUGGUUUGCUAAUCCUGUCUACGUAAAUGGAGACUGGCCUGACAUCAUGAAGACGACGGUCAAGAAGAACAGUGAAGCUAAGGGAAUUCCAAACAGGUAAGAUAUCCUGGGCGUGGCUAGAAUUUUUCCAGUGGGGGUGCAGUGGUUACCAGAUUGUCAUGUCAAUAUUCCUCGGGGGGUACUCCCCUGUAAAAGUGACGGUGGUGCUGGUCGGAAAAUUUCGAGCGCACCCCUAAAGGUACUAGAAUCUUGUUUUAUGGGCGUGUCCCAAAUUCAUUUUCACCCCUAAGAGGUACCAAUUCAACAACAACAAAUUAUAACUGACACUGCAAAUUUUAAUAGUAGUACAGAUAACUUUCGAAGACUUUACUCUCAGUGACUUUUUGAAAGUUUUGUCAUAAAUCUUACCGAGACAACUCUGGCAGCAGUCAUUUUAGGUUUUAGCACCCUAAGCGGUAACAGUCCACAAAUUAAAACCCUUAAAAGGUACGACGAGCAUCCCCAUCAUUUUUCUAGGGGAGUAAACCCUCUUCCCCCCCCGGCGACAUUCCUGCUGUGUCAGUUCGUAAAAGUGGCUUUUCUUUCCCGAAAUCAGCGAAUAUGGAAGGAGGAAGGAGGCUACAAAAUGUAUAUAUAGAUAAGUCAAGCGGCGAGAGGGACCGAACGCGUUAUCGGUAUAAACCAUAUUUUAGCUUAUACAAGAGCUUCUGACGAAAACACGUACGUUGAUAUACAAGGAAAUUUUAAACCAAGUGCUCUCAUACCUUGGUUUACCGAGAGAUGUAUCGUGCUUCAAAGUGAGUGAAUUUUAUAAUUUUAGCUUGGACUUUAGUUGAUCAAUUUUCUGGCGUUUUUGCGAAAAAAAGAAGGCAUACCUUUCACAAAGUAAAGGGUUGGAGCGGUUCUCGGGCACCCCAGUAUGCCUCCCAGCUUCGCUGCCAUGGACGAGGUUUGAACACUUUAGAUUUGAAGCAGCUAAUAAACCACAUGGUCUGUAACAUAAGCUUUUACUCUUCCCCACGUCACCUGCUUCGGUUUUAAUCGCCCGUUCAAAUGUUUGUUAUGUCAGACUUCCCGAGUUUACCGAGGCAGAGAAGCUGCUUAUCAAAGGGACAGCAGAUUUCUUCGCUCUGAACGCCUAUAGUGCUUUCCUUAUUGAAAACCAGGAAUACCCACCUGAUGUGGACUGGAACUACAUGACUGAUCAGAGAAUGAAAACCACUUCUGAUCCAUCUUGGCAAAGAGGUACAUUUCAUUUCUCAUUGAUCCAUUUCAUUUCUCUCCAUUCAGACUGUUAAUAAGCUACGCACUCCAAACACGUACAAAUGAUUAAGUCCCUUUCAAUAUGUAACUGGUAUUAUUAUAUGACUGGAUCCGCGAGCGGGCAAGAUGAGUCAAUCAUGUGGUGUGAUUGGCUACCUGAGGGGGGCAAGAUGGGCUCUUCUUGCCUGCUUCCCGUUUCCAGUCUUAGGGAGUGCGUUCAAACGAUAUCUAUCGUCCCAGACCCUCUCUCCUUUGGUAAGUUGUUGAUGUCAUUCACCCCUGCGAAAUCUGAGGGGAUGCAGAUACGUGUCUCAAGAUCUCUUCAGUCGAUAAUGGUUUAAACCCCACUCACUGAAGUCUGUCACGCGUUCUCCAAAAGAACCUGAUUUUCCAGUCAUAUUCAUCUGACUGCUGUCUGCGAGAAGUGUGAAUGCAAGCACACAAUAACUAUCCCCUAGUCGGCUUUAUAGGUCAGUUAGUGGAAUGGUACGUGUGCAGCGCAAUUACACGAAGAAAUGGCUUGGUUCAGGUUGCAGCCUGAACAAAUGAUAGCAGUUAUGUCAGUUAAGCGAGGCAUGUGGCACCAACUUUGAAAGAAAAUAAGUAUAAUUUGUGUGGGUAAGGAAACUGAUUCUCAUAUGAACGGAUAAGUACCAGGACUCGCCCUGAAAACGAGGCUUGAAUAAUUCGAUAAAUGGCCUAGCAUUAUUUUGUGUAAAAAAGCAAUUUCAACGACAAAUAACGUAAUUCAAAAUACCCUUUCGUCUCCUUUUUAUUGUAAAACUGCUUAUAACUGCAACGAGAGCUUCUUUUUCCCAUUAUUUCAAUUAAGCUUACAUAGGUACAUGUAGUUAACUGAAGAUACUGGCAAAUUGUUUUCAGGUUCGAAACUUUAAGUUUCGAAACUGUAACCUAAAAUGUAACAAGGAAGCAUCGGUUCCUCUUGUCGAAACUUGGCCUGGUACUUUACUGUAGGCUCUGCGUCUCAGUUAACUAUUGUGAUUCGAAAGUGAUAGUUCAUGCACCCUCUAAUUAACUUUUUCAAGUCGUUUAUACAAAGGAUCAUGGCUUACAAUAGAACCUCAGUAUAACAAGCUCACUCAGGGAGUGGGAAAGGUCGUGGGAAAAUAUGUAUUAGUGUUUUUUGUGUGUGUGUAAGGAGGAGACGUGGGGAAGCUUCGAUGCAUACAUUAUUUCACAGCUUGCGUGAAAAAUAUAUUUGGUUUUAUCGUGGUCACUUGGCUCUAUAUAAGGACAAAGUUUUCCUCUGUAGGUGCCACUGUAUGGAUGUACAGCACUCCUUGGGCCCUACGCAAGCUGCUAAAAUGGGUGAAGGAUCAUUAUAAUGACCCUGAGAUCAUUGUCACGGAAAAUGGUUUUUGCAUCGAUGGAGAAGACCAACUGACUGGUGAAGCCGCCUUGAAUGACACGCUACGCGUGGAUUUCUUGACUUCUUACACCAACGAAGCAUUAAAGGCAAUCCGCUUGGAUGGGGUGCGACUGAAGGGAUAUUUCUACUGGUCUUUUCUCGAUAAUUUUGAAUGGAUGGAAGGAUUUCACAUCCGAUUUGGCAUUCACCACGUAGAUUUUGACGAUCCUAAUCGACCCCGCACUCCCAAGCGGUCUGCAGAGGUAUAUAAAGAGAUUAUUCGUAACAAUGGUUUUCCAAAGAAACCACAAGAAAAGUCGGAGUUGUAAAGAAAUGGUGACUCCUGUGCUCCUGUCCAUAGCUAUCCUCUACUCCGCAGUAUCCCCACCAGCUCGGAGACAGAGUACAUGGUUCACAGAGCACGUGAAUCACAGCGUGUUACUGAAAUCAAUCUAAACGCGCCAAAAUCACUCUCAGCCAAUGAAUGCAGAGUGAAUAUAUAUUGCACAUUAUAUUAUUACAACUAUUUAUAUUAGUGUUAUUGUAAUGACACCGUUCCUUUACCACUUGGUAGGAGCCAAUAUGGCUUUGCCUAAAUCAGUAUUACAUUACCUAAAGGUCCCUUUCACAACUGAACGUAACGAUAAUUAAAUAACACCCCGGAAAAGUGCGUAACUGUGGUGAUUAUUUGGGUAAGAAAAGUAAUUAAUUAACCGGUAAUGAUAAAUAGUGAUUCAAGCCGUUUUGUACUGUUAAAAAGUCGAUAAAAGCAGUAGUACAGUUUGAAGAGGGUUGUGAUGCGACUGUUUCCUUCUGGGUAUUGGAAGGACUUUUUAUGGGGAACUAGCCGGUUCUUCGUUAGCCUGCGUAGCAUGGCGGCUUUAGUUGGGAGCGCUAAAUAGUAAAGGCGGGCUUGCUUUAAUCUCCAACUAGGCUCAUACAACUUCACAUUGCAGUAUCAGGAAAGCACUCUCUGAAUAUCAUUGUCACACCUUGAUUUUACUCGACUAGCAACAGCAUCUUCCAAACUCAAAAUAAUGCUUACUUAGGUCUUCUGUGAUUGGCUAAAGAAGACUCCUUUGCAUUGAACCUUCGAGUUUUAACCCGAAUUUUCACUAUGAAGCUUGGGUUGACCAGUCAAUAUAAAACGAGGUGACCAUUAUAAAAAUUACAAAGUAACUGCUUGUAUACAAUUUUUUUAUAAUUUACAGAGGGUGUUUCUUUGUCGAUAAUGGUUGGCUAAAACUUUUCCAUAAAUUAACUACGGACGUCAUCGAAAAACUCAGAGGACAAAUUAAAAAUGCAGUUCACAGUGCAAGUUCUUUACCUACAAAAACACCUAUAAAAUCACUAAGUC